Austrofundulus limnaeus is the source of this 1759-nucleotide messenger RNA. Its product is annotated as zona pellucida-like domain-containing protein 1. The coding region runs from base 106 to 1263 and encodes 385 amino acids. Lineage: Eukaryota; Metazoa; Chordata; Actinopteri; Cyprinodontiformes; Rivulidae. The record is from RefSeq and is a predicted model, not a curated record. The transcript has 11 exons.
UGAUAUCUGUGGCUUCAGGUGUCACUUAGACUAUAAAAGCCAUUAUACUCUUUUAGCUCCGAGAAACCUGCUAAAGAGCCACCAGCAAGGCUUCUUGUGGACAGAAUGAUCCUUUUUCUUUGCCUCCCUCUGCUGGCCGUGCUCCUGCAGCCUGCUUUAUGUCUUUACAACUGCCCUUCUGUGUAUAACAGGAAUCCAAAUGACUCAGAUCUGCAAGUUUUUUGUGCCACUAACAUCAUAACCGUGGAGGUGAACUUGUGCACGGCUCAGUGGGCAGGCUUUAACGCCUCAGAGCUGGCGCUCAACGGGAAACACAAUAACAUUGCCUGUUUGGGUUCUGUUGACACCAUCAUGAACCCACCAAUCAUCCGUUUCCAGUUUCCUGUUAACAGCAGUCAAGCUAACUCGUGUGUCCAGCCUCUGAAGAUUGUGGAUGAAAUCCCGGAUCCUACGGGUCUCUUCAGCGGUUUCUCAAGUAUCCAGUCAAUUAUCGUCACGGGGUACAUUGACACCCCCAAAUCUGAUCAGGGGGUGAUCAGCUACUCCACAGACCUUUAUUACAGCUUCACCUGCCGCUACCCUCUGGAGUAUCUCCUCAACAACACAGAGAUUGCUGUUUCAGGCAUUUCAGUUGCAACUACUCAAAAUAAUGGAUCCUUUAUUGAUACACUAAGAAUGAAUGUUUUUAAUGACUCUGACUAUAAAUACCCUUUGGUUGCACCUUCAAAGGGACUUCCGUUACGCACAAACAUUUAUGUGGAGAUCAAGACUGUGAACCUCACAGGAAAUUUCUAUGUCCUGCUGGAUCGCUGUUAUGCUACUCCCUCUCCUUACAACGUCUCACUUACUGAGCAGCAGAACUUCUUCACUGGAUGCAUAAUAGAAGACAUUACAACUAUAAUAAACAAUGGCGAUUCCACUGGCGCCCAUUUUUACUUUGAGGCCUUCCGCUUCGUUCAGGACGGAUAUCAGAAAAAGUCUACAAUAUACUUACACUGUCUACUGAGACUCUGUGAGCCGAGCGCAUGUAACGCACUGACUUCUGCUUGUUAUAGCAAAAGAAGGAAACGAUCUUUGACUCCUUUUGGGCAAAGUAGCAGUGAAUCAGCUGCCAUCUCAGUUGGACCUCUGUACACAGCAGGAGAAGAAUUGCCUGUCACAGCUGCACAUGGAAACAUUGUUGCAUCAGAUGUGAAUGUUGUUAGCGCCACAUGCCUACCCAUAGUGGUGGCGUUCGCGUGGCUGCUGUCUGCUUUCUUCUAAAGAAGAUGGAGCAGUUAUCUUGUACAUUUGAUUGAUUGUUAAAACUGUCUUGGCAAACUGCCUCAUCUGACCACAUUGUAACUUCAGGUAUUUUGUAAAAAUAUUUAAACAUUGUAGAAAUAACUCUUUGACAAAUGAUCAAUUAAAUCAAGCAAAUUCUGUGACCUUAUAAGGAAGCGGAAAGCCAAAGAGGAGAUACGAGGUGCAGCUAGAGUUUGGCAACCCCUGAAAAGGGGAACAACUGAAAGAGGAGACUGCCGUUUUAUGUAACUUUUCCUGUCCCUACUGCUGCAGUCAGAAAUAAAUCAGUUAUAAAUAAACAACAUAGCCUGAACUGAGGAAAAAAACUAAAUUAAAUUAGAUCAGAGUAACUUUAAUGGAUGUACACGUUCGCUGAAUAAGGCCAGUAAUUUUGUUUUUAUCGUGUUUUCAGCAUUGCCGUACAUACUGUAGAUGUUUUGCACAAUUUGCUUAAAAAACUUGGGUCAAAUUCAAA